Molecule: messenger RNA, 2452 nt
Organism: Fragaria vesca subsp. vesca
Lineage: Eukaryota; Viridiplantae; Streptophyta; Magnoliopsida; Rosales; Rosaceae
Product: kinesin light chain 3-like
Exons: 18
Coding region: 117-1724 (535 amino acids)
Molecular function (GO): protein binding
Source: RefSeq, a predicted model, not a curated record
ACCAAUUAUGUCAAUAUUUUUUUAAAAAAAAAUACCCAUAAACCUCCCUCUUAAUUGAGAGUUGAGAGGACUGCACCUCUGCUCCUCCGGCCUCCGCCGUCGUUUGUUUCGUGGGAAUGUCUUGCGUGCGGCAAGCAGUAGCUAAGAUGAUGAGGAUGAAUAGCCAUACAGUUAACCGUUUGCUCUCUCCUUCUUCAAGUGCCGCUCCUUUCUUCUCCGGCGGUGAUACUGGCCGUUGGAAUCCUCGUCUCUGGUGGUUUCUAUCUGGAAAUGCAGCACUUUUUGUUGCCAUUAAUUCGAACACGGUGUUGGCAAAAGAUGCAUCACUUGAUGAGGCUGAGGGGAUGGAAUUGCGCAGAAUCGAGGGUGAUUCUGUCAAAUUUAACAUACAUACCUCUAAGUGGAGAGUUUUUACUGAUAAGGGCAGGGAAUUCUUCCUUCAGGGGAAACUGGAGGAAGCUGAAAAGCUCUUUCUCGCAGCGUUGCAGGAAGCUAAAGAAGGUUUCGGGAAGAGGGACCCGCAUGUUGCAUCCGCGAGCAACAAUCUGGCAGAGCUCUAUAGAGUUAAUAAGCUAUAUCAUAAGGCAGAACCUUUGUAUUUGGAGGCCAUCAGCAUACUGGAGGAGUCAUUUGGUCCUGAAGAUAUACGAGUUGGGUCUGCCUUCCAUAACAUGGGGCAGUUCUAUAUUGUACAGCGGAAGCUGGAUGAAGCCCGUGUUUGCUAUGAGCAUGCUUUGAAGAUUAAACGCCGUGUUCUGGGUCUUAACCAUACAGAUUAUGCAGAUACUAUGUAUCAUCUCGGAACGGUUCUACACCUCCAAGGAAAUGAAAAGGACUCUGAGGCCCUCGUUCAAGAUUCCAUUCGAAUACUCGAGAAUGGUGGUCAAGGAGAGUCAAUAAUGUGCUUAAAGAGAAUGCGAUAUCUUGCUCAGAUAUAUCUGAAAUCCAAACGGUUUGAGGAGGCCGAGAAGGUACAAAGAAAGAUACUGCAUGUAAUGGAACUAACAAAGGGAUGGAAUGUACUGGACACAACAAUAACUGCUGAGGGGCUCGCACUGAUUCUCCAAUCCACUGGGAGCUUAAAUGAAGCUGAAGAGCUUUUUGAAAGAUGUCUUGAUGCUCGAAAAGCCUUACUUCCACGAGAUCACAUUCAGAUUGGUGUGAACUUGCUUCAUAUUGCUAGAGUGGCAAUGCUUAAUUCUGACCAACUGAAGAAUUUUGACUAUCCAAAAGCAAUUUCUGAGCUUGAUAAGGCCAAUGAAGCGUUACACGAGUCCAUAAGGAUAGCACAAUGUUGCUUGGAUAAAUUGAAAAAGCAAAAUAAGAAGAUUCACAAUUUUGGAGCAACAGGUGAAAUUGGAAAGAAUGCUCAGGUGCCGUUGGUCAUAUUGUUGGAAGCUUCUGAUGCUCUUGGCCUUUUAGAGAUUACUAAGAAACAAUUACAAGGAUCCAAGCAGUCUGAACGUGCACCUAAUAUUGAAGCUGAGAAUGCACUAUUUAAAGGUGUAUCCGCUUAUAAAGAGUUUGUAACUGAGAGAUCAAUCACUGAGUCUCCUGAAAUGAAGGUCGAGUAUCUUAAGUGUUUGAAGCAUCUUUUGAGCUUGAAUAGUGAUGGCACUACAGAAAGAACACAGCAAUCUACAGAAGCCAAUUUGCAAGAUCUGAGAGACGAAAUUAAGCGCCUUGAAGUUGAACUUUCUCCUCAUAGGAAACACAAAAUUUGAGAUGCUGAUUCUACUUGUGGGGCAGCCAAUAAAGCAUCAUUGUAGAGUUAAGGUAUUGUUAUUACUAUUAUUAGUGACUUAGGACAUUGUAUUUGUUGAGGAGUUAGCCUUCUUAGAUUUACUAACAAACAUACCUAAGCUUGUAGACUUAGGAUAGUUUUCCUCAUACUGUGUAAUUGCUUUUUCAACUACGUAUCUAAUAAAGGUAAAACAAAGCUCACAUCAAUCGCAUGAUACUGAACAUCAGCCGAAAUGAGAGAUGAUUUGGAGACCCAACACAGCAGCAUAUAAAUUUGUUGUUGUGAUUGAAAAGUUGCCCAACACAGUUUGAGAGUGCCAACAUCAAAUUGUCCUUUUCAUUGCGCAUGAUGACUCCCAAACACCGUUUUCCAGACUCUUGGUUAACUGCACCAUCCACAUUCAGCUUAACGAAAGGAAAAGAAUGACAUCUCCAACGAGUUCGUUAAGGAAUUCGUCUAUAAGGGUACAAAAGCGAACUCCUUUCGCUGGUUCUAAUCGACUAAUUCUAAUUGCAACUUUUGCGAUUAUAACCAAUUGUCUGUUAUAAGAUAUUCUGUAUUUUUCUAGAUAUUCUUUAUGUGUGCCUUGUCUGUUCUAGGAUAUGUAGUUAGACUAGAUCUAUGUAUUCAUAUCCUUACCAUAUUGGUAUUGUGUAAUUCCCUAUAUAAAGGGCUCAUAUCAAUGAAUAAGAUGAUGAUUCUCUUGCU